This is a messenger RNA of Apis mellifera (honey bee), 3721 nucleotides long. RefSeq names its product prominin-like protein. Gene Ontology annotation, cellular component: membrane. NCBI's taxonomy places the organism in Eukaryota, Metazoa, Arthropoda, Insecta, Hymenoptera, Apidae. Bases 16 to 3147 code for a protein of 1043 amino acids. The record is from RefSeq and is a predicted model, not a curated record. The transcript has 17 exons.
GGCGGCGGAGUGGGGAUGGUUCGGUUCCGCGUGCCUCCGAAACGAACCGAGGCAUCAGUCCGUAGCGACGCGUCCCGGGCGUCAGUCGCUGCCAUGAUUUUCGUUUUGUUCUGUGGUUUUCGGCCGAACGCCGUGGUGCAUUAUGGAUUCGCGGUCCUCGGUCUGCUCUCUGUUCUACUGGUGUCGUGUCCAGUUAACUGCCAGGAAACACUGACCAAUCGGAUGCGUGUAAUCAGCGAGGAUCUGGACCGGCAGCUGAACGGAAUCAUGGCAUCGCAAGGUCUCAACUACACAACGAUUAACACGACCGGGCUGCCCUACAACGCCACCACGAAGUUCAACCCCAAGGGCAUGGGCCAGCUGUACAACGUGACCAACACGUUCAUCGACUGGGUACAGACGAAACAAGCGUAUCCCGAGGGAAUGUUCACUGUCGUGAAUGGACGACCCACAUUUCAAUACAGUUUGCAAGAAUGGAGGAUCGUGGCCACCCAUUACGGUGGAUUGGCUGGUUUAACUUUCGUCGGGCUCCUUCUGGCUGCGAUUCUACCAUGUGUGGGUUUGUUCUUCUGUUGCUGUAGAUGCGCCGGCCAUUGCGGUGCCAGGAGUCAACCGUUCGACAAGAAACACGAUCAUUGCAGGAAAGUGUUGUUGAGUAUGGUGCUGAUAGCGGUCGCUACUAUUAUUCUGUUCGGCGUGGUGUGCGCCUUUGUGACGAACGAGUACAUGCAAGACGGGACCAAGGAGCUUCCCAACAACGUGGAAGUUAGCCUGAAAGACGUGAAGUUGUAUCUGAGCAGCACGAAGGAGGAGAUCAAUAAGAUCCUCAAGACUAAUUUCGACGAGCUCGAGAUUAAUUUGAACAACAUCCUCCAGGCAAGUGGCAGAAUCGUGACUGAACAACUCGCGGAAUACUCCCACGCGGUCUCGUUGACCAAUCUGAGCGAUAUCGUGGCCGGGUUGGAGUCCAUCAAGGAGGAUCUCAAGACCAUGCAGACCAUCACCCGCGAUCUAAGGACGAACGCUAGUCAACUGGACAUCGUUGUACGAGGCGUUAAGAACAAUCUUCUUCACACGCUUGCGGCUUGCAAGACCCAAAAUUGCAAACAGGUGUUGCACGAUUACAAAGUGAAUCAGAUGUCGGUUCAAGUAGACUUCGACAAGUACAUGGACCGAUACUUCCCGAAGCUUCAGUCUUUGCCAAACGUCACGUCCGCGUUGAACAAUAUCACGAUGCUGAUGAAGGACAACAUCGUGUCGGAAGUCAGCCAGGGUAAAGAGUCGUUUCUGAAAAUUCAGAAAGACAUUCAAUACGCCGUGAAUCAGACCAUCCCAGUCGUCAGCGCGAGCAUCCGAAAUGCCGGCGAUUUUCUGGCCGACCUCGCGAAAAACAUGACAAUGCUCAUCGAUAGGAUAAACAACGACAUAGACAAGGUUUACAUGAAACAGAUAGACGUUGCACGGACGAACAUCGAUCAGUAUUCACCGUACAGACAAAUGUAUUUUCCCUCUAGGUACUAUCUAGGACUCGGGAUAUCGGGCAUUUUGUUAACAGUUCUGAUGUGUCUGACUUUCGGUCUUUUCUGUGGCAUUUGUGGAAAGCGGCCCGAUGGUUAUGGAGACGACUGUUGCAACAAAGGAUCCGGUGCACGAUUUCUCAUGAUGGCUGUUUGGAUCAUAUUCCUUCUGACCAGCAUUCUAAUGGUGAUCACGGUGAUACACAUGGUCGUCGGUGUUCUGGCGCAAAGAGCUGUCUGCGAGCCUUUGAAAAAUCCACAGGAUAACAGGAUGUUCGCUCUGGUCGACGAGAUCGUACAGAUAAAGAAGAUACUGUAUCCGAAUAAACCGAAUGCCGAUGUGAACAUGAGCUAUAUCAUAACAAACUGCCAUCGAAACGAAACGUUGUACAAAGUUCUCAAGUUGAAUUAUCUGUUCGACGUGAACACGUUGCGCGAAUACACCGGUCGCUACGACAUCAACAACACGAUUCAACAGCUUCGGCGCAAGAUCAGUCUCUCACCCGGCGUGGUUAUCCUCACGGAAAGCGCAAAGUCGAAAUUGAACGAUCUCGCGCAGAGUGGCCUCAGCGAUAUCAAGUUCUAUCAAUACGUGGAGAUUCUCGCUGAUAAUAUCACGAAUAUCAACUUGGAACAUCUCGCGAAACAAUUGUUGGACGUGUCAACGGAAUUGCCAAAGGGGCAGGACGACAUUCGAGCAAGUUUGGAGAAAAACGCACUGGAUUUGGCGUAUUAUCACGAACAUUUGGUGAAACCAAUGGCGAUGCUCAGCGAACAAUUGGCAGCCAAGGCUGUGACCCUCGAGGAGAAGAUAAAGUUUAAUCAUAGCUCGAUGGCAGAGGCCAUUCACAAUCUCGUCGACGAGGUGACGAAGGCGCAAAAGUUUUUGAACGAAGAUGGGCCAGAAUACGUGCAACAAUUGGCUACUAAAUUUGGAAACGCUUUCCUUCGUCAAGUGGACGAUUUCCUCGAGAGAGUUAUCGAUCAUGCUUUGUUCCACGUAGGAAAAUGCACGCCCGUUUCGAACGCGUACAACGCCACGCUGGUCGCUGGAUGUAGCAAAAUUUUAGAUCCAUUUAAUGGUUUCUGGGUGAGUGUAGGCUGGUGUUUAAUCCUCUUCAUCCCGACCAUCGUGCUCUGCGUAAAACUAAGCGCACUCUAUCAAAAAUCGGAUCCCUAUCCAGGACCCUUAGUCGAAGCUGAAUAUUUGUAUGACGCGUAUGCAGACAGGGAUAACAUACCCCUUACCCACGUUCACGACAAGAAAUACGUGUCGCAUAGCAGAGAUCCUUACGCAAAAUACGAAAGCUACGACGGUCCCGCGGGUGGAUACAGCGAUCGGGAAAGGGUGCCCGGGGAAGCGCAUCAGAGCACGUCCCACUAUCAUCACUAUUCCAGAUAUUCCGACGUGGCGCCGAAUUCCACUCCCACGUGGCGAAGCCACGAACAUACCGCCCCCUCCAAAAAAGAACCUCACAAUAAAGUCUUUAGCAUAUCGGUAGAAACGCAAAAUUGUGACUUCCCUAACGGUGGUCCACCCGGGUAUCAGCCAGCUGCCGCAGCUCCUCCACCACUAAGCACGGAAUACGAGCGGCCACCUCCCUAUUAUUAUUAUCCUGGGCCAGGGUGAGUCGAAGGGGACACAAAUUAGGAAACAAGUGCCGUGGCAUGCACAAAGGUAGCGCUGAAUAGCGUGGCUACCCACAGUCUCACCCGCAGUUACAAAAGGACGCUCAAAAAGAAAGAGAAAUCCGGAUGUAAACGAGACUAUGUUUAAUAUGUAGCGUUCCUGUUUGAGCGUGCCACGGACCGUGCGAACGGCAAAAUCAAAUUAAAGACCAAGUUUACGAUAUAUACAGACUGAGGUAGGCUGAAUGGAUCCUUCGGCGAGCCGCAAGUAAUGUGAUCAAUGUGUACGAUUCGUUUCGAUUAUUUAGUAUUAUUUUUAGACAUCGUGCGUAUCACGAGAGAAAUGUUACGUUGUUCACGAAUAUUGUUCUUCUUUUUUUUUUCUUCCUUUUCUCUUGCGAUAGCAAUUUACUCGUUCUUUUUUUUUCUUUUUUUUUUUACAGCGCUUCAGCGAUUUCUUUCUUUCUUUCUUUUUUUUUUUUCUUUCUCUUUUUACUUCACCGAGACGAACUGUAAUAAAAGGACGAUUCAAAUCGUUUGUGUUAAUCGCUGGACAAUCGAUUUUUUUAACUUGA